Messenger RNA from Phacochoerus africanus (Common warthog), 945 nucleotides. Its product is annotated as olfactory receptor 2T3-like. Gene Ontology annotation, biological process: G protein-coupled receptor signaling pathway. The record is from RefSeq and is a predicted model, not a curated record. The transcript has a single exon. NCBI's taxonomy places the organism in Eukaryota, Metazoa, Chordata, Mammalia, Artiodactyla, Suidae. Gene Ontology annotation, cellular component: membrane. Bases 1 to 945 code for a protein of 314 amino acids. Gene Ontology annotation, molecular function: G protein-coupled receptor activity; olfactory receptor activity.
AUGUACUCAUGGUAUCAAAAUUCACAGAAUCAAACAUCAAAUGCUGAUUUUAUCCUUGUGGGGCUCUUUGGUGAAACCAGACACUCCAUCCUCCUCUACACUGUGGUCUUCAUCUUCUUCUUGAUGGCCCUAGCUGGGAACACCCUCCUCCUCAUCCUGAUCCAUGUGGAGCCCCGCCUGCACACCCCCAUGUACUUCUUCAUUAGCCAGCUCUCCCUCAUGGACCUUAUGUACAUAUCUGUGACUGUGCCCAAGAUGCUCAUGAGCCAGGUGACAGGAGAUCAGACAAUUUCUCCCUCAGGUUGUGGGAUCCAGAUGUUCUUCUAUCUGACCCUUGCUGGAGCUGAGUUUUUCCUUCUGUCUGCCAUGGCCUAUGACCGAUAUGCUGCCAUUUGCAGACCCCUCCAUUACCCCCUGCUGAUGAACCUUAGAGUCUGUGUAUGCCUGGUUUCUGGAUGCUGGUUUCUAGGAAUGAUUGAUGGUUUGUUGCUCACCCCCAUCACUAUGAGUUUCCCCUUUUGUCAUUCCAGGAAAAUCCUGAGCUUUUUCUGUGAGGCUCCUGCCUUGCUGAAGCUCUCUUGUUCUGACAUCUCCCUCUACAAGAUGCUCAUGUACCUGUGCUGUGUUCUCAUGCUUCUCCUCCCCAUCAUGAUCAUCUCAAGCUCGUACAUCCUCAUCCUGUGGCUCAUUCACAGAAUGAGUUCAUCAGAGAGCCGCAGGAAGGCUUUUGCCACCUGCUCUUCCCACUUGAUUGUAGUGCUGCUCUUCUUUGGUGCUGCUAUCUACACCUAUAUGCUUCCUGGUUCCUACCACACAGCUGAACAGGACAUGAUGGUGUCAACAUUUUACACCAUUAUAACCCCUGUGCUGAACCCUCUCAUUUAUAGCUUCCGCAAUAAAGAUGUCACAGAGGCUCUGAAGAGCAGAAUGCCUUCAUGGCUGUGA